CAUAAAUUAGAAUUCGAUUAAUCCAGUUUAAUCUUGGUUGAUAAUUGUCAAUAAGAGUGUAACGGAGGAACAGGUGGCCAGGACGGAAGGACGGACAGACGCACAUCAUCACAAUAUCCCCACUUUUUCUCCAAAAAACGUGGGGAUAAUGACUAGUAGGACAUGAUUGAGCAAGAAGAAUAUGAGACGGAUAGCACCAUGGACAUCAAAGAUGAUCUUUUGCAAGAGGACACUUUCCUCAGAAUGGGUGUCCAAAGCGAUGACCAAAAUGGCUUUGGGACCCAUGUAGCGUUUGAACACAAUGAAGGCCCUCAAGACACUUUAGAUACCACAGGUGAGACUGAAGAAGGGGCCGUAACAUCAGUUUUAAAUGAAAGCACCUGUGAGGAUUCACUUAGCAUACCAAUGGAUGACCCAGAAAAAGAUGGGUUUUACUUUAAUGCUGCUGAGAUAAGCUUGAAAGUACAUUCUUCAGAACUAGACACGUAUCUGUCUGAUUCUGAUAAGUCUGAUCACACCGAGAACACAUGUCCAUCACACAAUGAAGAGGUUACAAUAAGUGAGACAGAAGAGCUUACAGUUAAUGAAACGGAGUCACCGCUCCAUUGCGCACUGUGUGGAAACCUGUACGCAGAUCCUCGGAUUCUAGACUGUCUUCAUGCUUACUGCUAUCAGUGCAUCGAGAAAUGUAACUACUUUGAUAAAAACAGACCAACUGCAAAAUUGUUACGAUGUCCUAACUGUGGUGCAUUUCAGACUGUAAAGGACAGUCAGAAGCUUCCAAAACACCUUGUCUUGGAACAACUGGUUAAGCUGAAUGACAGCAAUGCGAUGGGAGUGAAUUGUGUUGUUUGUGCACUGCAUGAGCAGGAGAGGGAACCAUCUGGGAAGUGUGUGGAUUGUGGCGACCUGCUCUGUGACAGUUGCUGUGAGAAACACACAUUCUCCAGACUCACUGCAAAGCAUGUAAUUGUGCCACUGGAUAGUCAAUGCACAAUUUCAAUGCGAAGUAAACAUAGCACUUGUCCCAGUCAUGAAGAACUGAGUUUGAGCUUUUGUACUAAAUGCAAUUGUGCUGUGUGCAAAGUGUGUGUCCGUGAGGCACAUGCUGGACACGCAUGCAUUUCCUUGGACAAAAAGCUUCAAGAAUUCAAGAAGGAUAUUGAUGAGAAAAUGAGUGAGUUGGAAGAAGCGCUUGUGUUAGUUGAAAAAAAUGACUCGUGCAAGGAAGACCUUGAUAUGCUAGAAAAGCUGGAAGAAGAGCAACUUGAUGUUUUAAGAAAUGGAAGAGAAAAAUACAUUGAAUUGGUGGUGGAUAGUUAUAAUGCCAGUACAAGGAAGCUAACAGCUGGUUAUAAAAGAGCUAAAGAGCGAUGCAUCAACAGAACUGGAUUUAUAGGGGCCAGAAGAAAGGAUUUGAAUAACAUAAGUAAAGCUGUACAUUUCAUUUUUUCCGAGGGACGAUUCGAGGAAGUCAUGCAAAUGGAGAAGCUCCUGGUGAACAGAAUUGACAAUGUGAAGAAAAAUGUGAAAAGAACACACAACAAAGUCACAUUACAUAGCAACCUACCUCAAGCAGAAAUGUGUCAAGAACUUUAUGAUAAACUGAAAGCAGAACCGUGUUUCUUCAAGGUAGAAUUUGCAAGACAAAAAGAAAAAAAAGCAAAAGGUCACCAGCAAGAUAAAAAGCUUGUAAAUAAAGUCGGCCCUCGCCUGAACUGUCAGUCCAAGGCACUCGGUGACAACAAAGCCAAGGCACUCGGUGACAACAAAGGUAAUGUCAUUAACAGAGAUGUCCCUCAAUUUCAAAAUCAGAAGCCUAAAGUACCACAAGGGAGAGGGGCUUUGUUAAUGAGCUAUAGAAACCUUCUCCAUGGAUCAACAUCUAGGCCUCUUGGAAUGGAUGAAAACAAGCAUCAAUCCAGAAAUGCUGACUUUGAUCAUUACAGUGACUCCCAGAGAAAAAUGCAAUCGACCUCUUUUCACCAAGGUGGUGGUCCAAAUGACCGUUUCUUUGGUUCCCAGGGAACUUUGCAAUCUGCCCCUUUUCACCAACAUGGUAGAAAUAUGGGCCCUGUCCACAUUCAUCAUGAUGGUGGUGAGCAGGACAGGUUCUUUGGACCCAACAGCAAGCCUCAAAAUAGUUCCUUACAAUCUGCCCCUUUACACCAAGGUGGUAGAAAUAUGGGCCCUGUCCGUGUUCAACAUAGUGGUAGUGAGCAGGACCAAUUUUUUGGCCCCCAUAGCAAGGCAAACAAUGGUUCCUUAGAACAGCCAGUUGGUCAUACCUCAAACUGGUGUUCGUCUUCAAAUUCUAGGGGCUCGUUACUGGGGGAUUACCCGGGACCACAUGGGGCCAUGAGUGCCAGUUUGUCAGCCACUCAACAGAAAAUGUUUGAAGCUGCAAGGGUCCCUUCGCACAGUAGUAGGAACGUCUUUGACAAUUUCGCUGAUGAUCAGUUGGCUAGCUAUGAACAUGUGCGACCCAGGUCUUUUUCAGGUGUCGAGUUUGACAGACAGACAAUGCUUACAUCAUCCACAAACACGCUCCCGGACCCACAUAUGACGGUGCCAGUGUUCAAGCAACGAUUUGCGGUCGACACGCAUAUCGAAUCAGACAAGAAGCUCCCGGAGAUCAAAGGCAUUGUGUUUACAUCUUCAGAGAACUUCGUGGUCAGUGAUGGUCGUAACCAGAUGCUCAAGGCGUUCAGCUGCAGUGGGGCGUACCUAGGACUUCAUUGCGGACCCGGGGCCCAUGUCUGUCACCUUCUGUAACGGCUGGCUCAUGUGGAACAGCCAGUUCUCCAAUAUAAAGUUCUGGAACACCAAGACUGCAGAGCUGAUUACCAACCCCAGUCUGAGCCAGACAGCCCCUCAUCCCCUCACCUCUUGCCGUAACCAGACCUACCUUGUGGGUAACUGUGAAUAAGUCAUCCAUAGAGGCAUACACUGUGGAUGUCCCAGGCAAGUUGGUUCUGUACAUGGUACCAAAGGGUUGCGACGGGCGUGUAAUAAACGACAUAACAGCAAUAGCAGCAAGAAACAAGAACCAUCUGGUUGUGAUUGACAACUUCAACAGGAAAGUGGUCAUCAACGAUCUAACAGGAUUAUUCAUUGGAGAAUUUUUUAAGGAGGAUUUUGAGCCUAGCUCAGUGUGCAUAACGGAACACGAUCAGAUAUUUGUGACCGACAGUUUACCGAAACAAGAUCGUCCUUCUCAACGCACAUGGCAGGUUCAUUAAGGAGUGGGGAACAGUUGUCGAGAGGCCCAGUGCCAUAGCUACCAAUGGGCAGGGAACUCUGGCAGUUGGGGGUGCAGGUCGCAAGGUCAUUAUCUACGAAUACAGGACAAACUAAUGGGGAGUGUUAUUAAUUGUGCAGGUUUUUAGCAUUUAAUCAAUAUUGAACAUGUUUUUUUGAAGUCAUCUCACUGUCUAUGAAUACUGGUAUAUGAUGAAUAAAUGGGGAACAUUAAUAAUAAAUAAAUGCAGGUUUCAAUUGGUUUAACAAUAUUAAACAUGGUAUGUGAAGUGAUGUCAUUAUCUAAACAUACACAAACAUGUUUUGUAAAGUUAUCACAUUGUCUAUGAAUACCGGUACAAGUUGAACUGCAUGAGGCACAAAGCAGAGAACCAGUGUAGAAAUGCAGAUACAAAUGACAGUAUUAUGAUGUUUUACACAUAUAGCCGGUGUUACAGUAAAAAUCAACUUUUGCGUUUCAAUAAAAUGCGGAAAAAUUUGGGCUGUGUCAAGUAUUGGCAAGAAUCUUUCUUGAGAUACAAUGAGCUUUUGUAGCAUGCGCUUUUGGUAAUUUAAAUGCGCAAAUAACGCAAAACGCACAUGAAAAAUUAUCACUGUCAGUGUCAUUAUAUGUGCAGGUUUGGAAUGCUUUAUCAAUAUUGAACAUAUUGUGUACAAUGGAUGUCGUUAUGAACUUAAAAAAAGUGUAUUGAGUAUGGUAUGUGAUACAGUCAGGACAAUGAUUAAUCAAUUCAAAGACUUAGACAGUUUCAAAUGGUCUGAAAUUUGCAGAUUACAGUAAAAUAAACUUAAACAGUCAGCCUAAAAACAGGAUGCUUCAAUAAACUGUUGAUAUUCAGCAAGUGAAUUGAUUUAUUUUAAAUUUCCGAUGUAUGAAAUCAACGAAUGGAUAGAUUAACACAGACCUUGAAUAUUCUUUCUUAAUAUUAUAACUAAAUGUUUUGUAUAAUGUAUUUGCAUUGUGUUUUGAUUGUUAACGUUGUUAUCAGGUUCAAAGACAAACUUGGAAUGUUCAGAAGACUAAAACUUUUUAUAAACACAUGUUUCUUUAUGUUUAAAAACAAACUUGUUAGUGAAAUUGAGCCCUCAAACUUUACUUUUUGCAGAAUAAGUAUCAAAAUAGUAUCAUUUAAAAUUAAUACAUAUGUUUAAGCUAUGUUUAUUUUCAGUGUCACUUAUCAUGUAUUUUUUUUUUUUAAAGGGUAUACACUCAUUUUAACAAUAAUCACAAAUUAAAAGUUGUCACAUUCUCAUUUUUUCAUAUUGAUUAAAAUGCACCUGUGUAUUGGCCCUAUAAUAUAAAAUAUACCUGUGAUAUGCUCGGGGAAAACUGGGCUUACUGCAUGUAGAUUAAGCCCGCUUUUUUCCAGAGCUCUGCUCAGUAGUUAUAUGAUAUGAUUUGACAGUCGAUGCUCUAAUCACUUUUUUUGCUGGUGUACUUUUGGUUUUGGAACUUUUCUGAAAAUUCUUUAAUCUAUUUUUAGCAUUGUUAGAGUGUCAUCUUCUGUUAUCCUCAUUGAAACUGACUCCUGAACAUUUACAUUGAAAACAUGUGCACUUAAGCCAAGUCUUUCAAUAUUAAAUGAAAAAGGUCAGGGUAAAAAACUUAACAAUUGGUUGAGUACAUUCCACUUAAUCGUUUUCCUGUUAUUAAAGUAUACUUGAUGGCACCAAACAUAAAUCGUUUUAAGUGGACAUGUACCCUGCCCAAAACUCUGGAUGUUCUUGGGUUUAUUCUUUAUCUUUUCAUGCAAUUAUGAGGUUGACCUUGAAAUACACGAAUUUCCGUUUAAGAUAUCGGUUUACGAUUGCAAGCUUACCCUCGAAAUUAAAGUCAAAUAUUGAAGGCAGUAUAGUACACUGCUCAUUUACUGAGAGAGAUAUAGAAAUAAUAAAGCAUUGGUAGUCUUGUACAGAGUUCUUAUUAGAACUUUUCUGAUAUUGGGAAAUAUGAUGUCUAAAGCUGAGUUCUGAUCAAACUUAGAAAGAGUUUGAGAAACUGUAUAUUCUUGUGCUCAACACAUUGGGCACCUAAGUCAGAGUUUCAGAACGUGUGCAGUCUUGGUGACAGUCAUCGAAAGACUGAGUCUGCAAUAUGAAAUUUAUGAAGGUAAUGAAUCAUUCUUUUAAAGACUUAAUCUUAGUGUAUUUCUGUAUAUUUGUUAGUUGUUUGCUGGAUGUAGUUAUAAAAAAUUGUUUGUAAACGUACAUCUUGGAGCAACAUAGUUAUUAUUCUGUGCUUACGGUGUCUGUUAGAAGUUCCUAUUGUUCAUAAUUCUAGAUUCUCAUAUUAAUUAUGUUUUAUUAGUCCCCUACCGGUAAAACCGGAGGGGACUUGGGGUUUGCAAUCUGUGUGUCAGUCAGUCAGUCUGUCACACUUUUCUGGAUCUUGCGAUAACUUUUUAUGUCCCCCACUAUAGUUUCGGGGGACAUAUUGUUUUUGCCCUGUCUGUUAGUUGGUCUAUUGGUUGGUUGGUCUGUUGGUUGGUUGGUUUGCACCAACUUUAACAUUUUGCAAUAACUUUUGCUAUAUUGAAUAUAGCAACUUGAUAUUUGGCAUGCAUGUGUAUCUCAUGGAGCUGCACAUUUUGAGUGGUGAAAGGUCAAGGUCAAGGUCAUCCUUCAAGGUCAGAGGUCAAAUAUAUGUGGCCAAAAUCGCUUAUUUUAGGAAUACUUUUGCAAUAUUGAAGAUAGCAACUUGAUAUUUGGCAUGCAUGUGUAUCUCAUGGAGCUGCACAUUUUGAGUGGUGAAAGGUCAAAGUCAAGGUCAUCCUUCAAGGUCAGAGGUCAAAUAUAUGUGGCCCAAAUCGCUUAUUUUAUGAAUACUUUUGAAAUAUUGAAGAUAGCAACUUGAUAUUUGGCAUGCAUGUGUAUCUCAUGGAGCUGCACAAUUUGAGUGGUGAAAGGUCAAGGUCAUCCUUCAAGGUCAGAGGUCAAAUAUAUGUGGCCCAAAUCGCUUAUUUUAUGACUACUUUUGCAAUAUUAAAGAUAGCAACUUGAUAUUUGGCAUGCAUGUGUAUCUCAUGGAGCUGUACAUUUUGAGUGGUGAAAGGUCAAGGUCAAGGUCAUCCUUAAAGGUCAAAUAUAUGGGUCAAAAUUGCUCAUGUAAUGUCACUUCUGCAAUAUUGAAGCUAGCAAUUUUAUAUUUGAAAUGCAUGUGUAUCUCAUGGAGCUGCACAUUUUGAAGUGGUGAAGGGUCAAGGUCAUCCUUCAAGGUCAAACUUCAUUUAGGGGGACAUUGUGUUUCACAAAAGCAUCUUGUUCUUCAUAUUUUUUCAUGAAACUCAAAACCUGGACAGAUGACAAUAUGGAGAUUAUGCACGUCAUUUCAUUUGUUCCCAAGUCUAGAAUUCUGGUUGCUAUGGCAACAAAUAGACUAGAAAUAUUGCUGAAAAUGGUGGAGUUUCACCUGUAGGGGACUUUUAUUGCUUGGCAAUAGUCUUGUUUCAUUUCUAUUGUUCCUUACUGUGGACCCAGUAUUAGUAUGAUGAUGCUUGAACAGGCAGGAAAAUCCAUCACAUCACAUGGUUUCCGAAACAUCUAAUUUAUAAUGUAAACAUUGUUUGUGUAUAUAAGCUCUUCAUUUUCAAUAGAUACAUGUCAAAAUCUUAGUCCAAACAAUUAACUUCCCUCAUUUCUUUAUUCGUCAGAGCAUGCUCCACUGGAAAAUUGCCAAAUGAUGUUUCACAUCAAUGGAUCAAUUUCCGUUUUCGACCACUGUUGGUUUCCUGUCUCAUGUUAAUGCUUUAUUACAAUGUUUUGUAUGUCAACUCAUUACAGUUUCUAUGUUUCUAUGCAUGAGAAGGGACUCGUAUGCAUUUUACUUUUUGUUGUUGGUUGUUGUUUUGCUUGGUUUAUUAUUUGUUGUUUCUCUGUUGUCUGAAAUCUAGCCUUCUCUUUUCAUGAUACGUUUAUUAUUCCUUGCAAAUUCUGUAGCUUCUACUUUAUUUCCGUAUCACAGUGCUUUGUAAGGUUCAAUACCGUUUUUGUGCCAUAAGCUUCAUGGUUAUAUAACAUACCAUUAUGUUCUUUUGUAUACAGGUUACCUAUAGUAAAGAUUCACAUUCAAUAUGAGGCCUUCUGGAUGAAUUCAUAGCUUUUGUCUACCUUCUCCAAUCACAACAUUUUUCUCAACCUUCAGAGUUAUAUUUUUUCUUCUAAUGAUUUGCGUAUGCUUGGAUGUCUUUUAUCAUGUUCAUCGGUCAAUUCUUGUCUAUAUGUAAUAGUCUUGGUCAUAUACAACCGAUAGUUUAUCUAGUUCUUUAGUCAUGAACUCCUAACGACCUUCAGGCUGAUGAACACGUACUUGACUUACUUUAAACCAUAUGCUCUACAUGGUUAUAAUUAGAUUGUAUAAAACAGAACAUAAGUAUAGUUUGACUUUGUUUAAUGAUUGAAAAGCAUUGUGUUAAACAUUUUUCAUAUUUUGCAGAGUUUUAAAGUUGUAAGUGAAACAUUAUCUGAACUAGUAUCACUUGUGGAUUCAUGUUUUGAUAUGCAUGUAUGUUUAAUGUUCCUAAAGAGUAAUAGAGGUUAUGUAUUUGACUUCUAAGGUGAAAUAAAACUAGGGAUCUAUUUUGCAUGCCAUGGACAUUUUUAAUGUAUUUAAAAUUUUGUUAUUGGAUGCAUUGCUAAAAUUAAGUGCUUGUAGUAGUCAAUAAGAGAGCUUUUUCAAAUAAUCUUUUGCCAUCUUAAUGGCAUAUCGUGAAUUUUUGACGUGUUAUGCGUAUAAAUGCAGCCAGGAGAAAAAGUUUCCAAUAAGCCAAUAUGUAUGAAACAAGAUAUAUGUGAAUAAAUGAUGGAGAAGGC
Messenger RNA from Dreissena polymorpha, 8070 nucleotides. RefSeq lists its product as uncharacterized. The record is from RefSeq and is a predicted model, not a curated record. Bases 163 to 2775 code for a protein of 870 amino acids. NCBI's taxonomy places the organism in Eukaryota, Metazoa, Mollusca, Bivalvia, Myida, Dreissenidae. Gene Ontology annotation, molecular function: zinc ion binding. The transcript has 8 exons.